UUCUCUCCUUGCGCUGCUUCAUUUGUUUUCCUUUUUUGACCUCUUUAAUACACCGAUGUUCGGCAGGAGUGAGUCGGUGGCUGGCUAGCUGCUUCAUUGUUAACGCUUUGUUUCAGCGCCCUGUGCGGCGAAUAUUUUUGUUUUCGUCGCUCGUUAGUGCGCGUCCCAUUAGCUUUAGGCUAAAAAUACAAGCUAACAUCGAAGGCACAGCUCGUGCAGCCACGCUUUGUCAUCAUCCCUCCCUCCUGCCAGGUGAGCUGAGGUGGCCAACAGCGUUGUAAGGUGUGUCAUAAUGGGAUUCUCUUAAAGAUUGCAGGAAACCUUUAAAAGAAAGAAGAAAGCCAGAGGAAUUCUUACACAGAUGUCGACAGCCAGCAGCCAUGUCCAUUGAAUACACCAUUGAUAUCCAGCUGACGGAGUUGGGAUUCCCAGACAUCCUGCAGCCACAGGAGGCUUCGGAUAGGGAGACACCCUGUCACCCCACGUCGCCUGGUGACUCCCCCAGUCACUCCCCCGCUUCUUUUUCAACCAGUCAUAAGCAAAGACAUGUGAUCAGAGAUGAGAAAGAAGCAAGUACAGCAAAACUGACCUCCAACUCCCAGCAAAACACAGUGGUUUAUGUGUCGUCACCUCCGGCAGAGACAUUGCCCGAUAAACAGGUAAAUUCUGUACAGAGUCCACAAGAUGAACCAGCUGUCAACGGGACUGAAAGGUCAGAGAUGACUGUAGAUGAUUCCCCUGCUGGAGCAGACAGUCCCCAGCUGAUCACUGAUGAAGGUGGCAGAAAUACUGCUAGGCAGGGACCAGCAGAGGGCCAACAGAAUGUGGAUGAUGACUCGGACGACAGUGAAGUUUCAGAUCUGUAUGAGGAAGAAGAGGCUGACGAGGAAGACGACGAGGAAGAGGACGGAAUAAGCGAUGAGUCGGGUCAUUCAGGUGAUUACCGCUGCAGCAUCUGCCAUCUCCAGCUGCCCUCCCAAUUCAAGCUCCAAGACCACAUGAACCUGCACACAGGAGCGCGUCCGUACUGCUGUGCGGAAUGUGGCAAGCGCUUCUGCCAGAUCUAUAACUACCGCGUCCACCUGCGCACUCACGCCCUGGUCAAAGUGGAUCGUCCCCAGUGUCGCAUCUGCCUGGUGAGCUUCCCCGCGCAGGUGGAUCUGAACAGACACCUGUCCAGAACUCACCUCGAGGACGAGUUUUACGAGUGCGACCUGUGCAAACGCGUGUUUACCUCGCUGAAGGCGUGCGAAAACCACGUGCAGCUCCACAAAUGCAUGCUGAAUGUCGUGUGCGACGUGUGCGGCCGCAAUUUCUCCUCCCCAAAAUCCCUGGCGCGCCACCGGAAGAAAAGCUGCCAUCGCAAUUAUAAAUGCACGGACUGCCCCAAGACCUUCACCAAGAAGAACGCCCUCCUCAAACACAGCUUCUCCCAUCUGGGUUUGCUGCCGUACACCUGCAUUCGAUGCCGCCGCCACUUCCGCCUGGCGAAGCUGUACCGCCAACACAAGUGCGAACCCGAACGCAUUCACUGCGUGGCGUGUCUGAGGGAGUUCCUCAGUCAGGAGGACUUCCAGCAGCACAAAAAGGACACGGGCUGCUGGGGCAACCAGGACAGGAACGUGACAACGGAUGAGAUCAGGUGUUUGGAGUGCGGACAGAGAUUCGACACUUCGGAGGAGCUGAAGAAACACGCCGGGGCUCACCAGAGGGUGCUCAAGUGCGCCGAAUGUGGGAAGGGGUUCCGCUCGGCGCUGCUGUUAAUGUCCCACAUGGGCGGUCACGCUGGCAAGUCGCCCUGCCUUUGUCAGAGCUGUGGAUUCGGCUUCCCCCACCAGCAGAACUACGACAGCCACCUUAAAACCUGCGGACAAACACUUCCAUCUCAGAGUGCUCCCAAGAAACGUCAGACCUCGAAGAGCUCUUUGCCCGACACGAAAAAGCCCGGUGCAAAACCAGACUCGUCGACUGCAGCAGCCACAGUCGCUGCGCCUGUUUUUGUUUCAGCCAAUCCUGCUGCACCAGUUCAGGACUGCAGCAGCCCAGGACUUGUGACGGCGGGCGUGUCUGCUGGCUCCGCUCCAUCAGACGGGGUUUGGAAGCUAACUCUCAACGAACAGCCGCCUCCCGGAGUCGAACUCGUCGUGUUUGUUCCUGUCUGUCCAACUCAAACCAAUGGGCUUCCACUCCCGUCUGCAAUCCCUCAGACUCUACCAGUCACAGCUAUGCAAGCCCUGCCUCAAGCGUCCUCCCCACUCCUUCCAGGUAACCUCGCCGUGAGCGCUGCUCUCGGAGCCCCCCUGGAUCUCGUAACUGGGAUUAAACAGGAACCAGAAGCACCUCUGGACUUGUCUAAGAAGCGCAGCUCAUCGGAGUCCGCGCCAACCAACAUUCCUCUUCCUCCUGUAAAAGGUGAGCCGGAAGAGAGUGAAAUUUCAGGGCAGAUUAAUGGUACUGAAAGACAUGAAUUUAAGAAACGCACAACAAAGACCGAGGAGAAGAUGGCACCAUCUGGACCAGUGAUGGGUAUAAAAAGUGAGCUUCUUGGUCUUGAUUUGUGCUUAUCCAGAACCAGACAACCCGCAGACAGCAAGCCGGAUGAAGAAGUUAAGAUGGAAGUUGGCAUUUCAAACCCUCCCUGUGCUGAUAUGGAGACUUGAAACACAUUGAGGGAGGAAUAAUACUCACAUUCCCUACUCUGCAAAGAAGCACACUCCAUUUUACUCCAUCUAUAGCCACUUACACCAAAUAUGGAGGUGAUGUUAUACAGUCAGAAUUAUAUACUAAUGAAUGUCGUAUACAUUUCUGUCUAAUUAGUACAUCGACCAGCAUAUGGUUUUAGAAUAAGGCAGGAUUUUUCCUACAACUGCUUUUGUCACUAGUAUGAAUAGACUCUUGAACUGUCUACAGUUACUGUAAUUUUUGUUUUGGUGUACGAGUUUUUUUUUUCAUUCAUCUGUAAAGAAAACAUUCCAAGCUUUUGUUUGAGGCAUUUUAAAAAAAUAAAUGCAUUCUUGGUAAGGCUUUGUGGAUUGGGCCCACGCCUAUGCAAUUAUGUGCAGGGUUUCUCUCAGCAUUUUAAAAAAAAAGUUGCAUUUGACUUUAUUUCUUUGUGGAGAAACAGAAUCUUUUGGUUUCCUUCAUGCGUAAUAAUUGAAUGAAAACACAAGAUUUCUUAGUCUUCAACUGGAUACUUAGUUUUUUUUUCCUUUUUUGUUUUCGAAGCCUGACCUUUAGUACUGUUAAAUGGAUUCAUUAGGAUGCUACUGAUCAAUAAUAAGACAUUUUGUCACUUUGUGAUUUGCAUUUGCUGAAUAUGUACAUUCUGCAGGAAUAUUUUGAUGUUUUUCUAAAGGCAAAUAAAAGAUUUGUCCUUAAUGCAAGAUCCUUCA
Molecule: messenger RNA, 3392 nt
Organism: Acanthochromis polyacanthus (spiny chromis)
Lineage: Eukaryota; Metazoa; Chordata; Actinopteri; Pomacentridae
Product: zinc finger protein 878
Exons: 4
Coding region: 381-2660 (759 amino acids)
Biological process (GO): regulation of transcription by RNA polymerase II
Cellular component (GO): nucleus
Molecular function (GO): DNA-binding transcription activator activity, RNA polymerase II-specific; RNA polymerase II cis-regulatory region sequence-specific DNA binding
Source: RefSeq, a predicted model, not a curated record